GUGCCGCGCGCCUGCCGUGUGCGUGGCCUUGCUAACCAGCACAGAGCGAUCGCUUGACCCGCCGCGCACGUACCAAACCCCUUGGGCCCGCGCGAGCGCGCUGGGCUAGCUAGCUGCCGGCAGUGUGAGUACUGAGUGGGCAGCGCGUGUCGCCGCGAGCCGAGCGCGGUGUGUGAUCGGUGGGAAGCGCACGGCGGGCGCUAGCUGCUUGGGAGGAGGCACCGGCCGGCUUGCGAGAGCGAGACCGAUCAUAUCGCGCCAUCGCGGGAUGGGGAGGGCGCCGUGCUGCGAGAAGGUGGGGCUGAAGCGGGGAAGGUGGACGGCGGAGGAGGACGAGAUACUCGCCAACUACAUUGCCAAGCACGGCGAGGGAUCCUGGAGGUCGCUGCCCAAGAAUGCAGGGCUGCUGAGGUGCGGCAAGAGCUGUCGGUUGCGGUGGAUCUACUACCUGAGAGCCGACGUGAAGAGGGGGAACAUCUCCAAGGAGGAAGAGGACAUCGUCAUCAAGCUCCAUGCCACCCUUGGGAACAGGUGGUCACUGAUCGCCAGCCACCUCCCGGGUCGAACGGACAACGAGAUCAAGAACUACUGGAACUCGCACCUCAGCCGGCAGAUCCACACGUACCGGCGGACCUACACCACCGGCAAAGACACCACUAUCACCAUCGACAUCAGCAAGCUGCAGACCGCCGAGAAGCGGCGCGGGGGCCGGACCCCCGGCCGCUCGCCCAAGAGCAGCGGCAGCGGCAGCGACAAAACCAACAAGCAGGCGGAUCCCGAGCCUGAACCGGCCAAGUCGGAAGACGCCCCAAGCCCGGUUAGCGCCGCGACGUCCGCGGUAUCGAGCCCGCUGCACAGCGACGGUGCGCGGAGCGCCGUGGUCGACCCGGACCAGAACCAGCGCAACAGCAGCGGCGGCGGCGGCAACAACCCCAACGGACCUUGCAACGAGGACGCGACCGGGCCGUUAGUGUUGGACACACUAGAUCUUGGGCUCUUGGAGGCUGAGAGCGAGAUGGAGGCCCUGCUGUCGAGGGAUGGCAUUGGGGUUGGAGACAGUUCGUUCACGGGGCUCAACGCGGUAGGCCAGGCCCAGGUGGACGAUCUGUUCGACAUGGAUUGGGACGGCUUCGCGGCCCAUCUCUGGGGCGAUCUGACCCAGAACGACCAGAGCGGGCUGCUCCAGACCGGUGAGCCGCAGGCCGAAGGCUGCAACUCGGACGAGCUCGAGUCGUUCGCGACCUGGCUCCUGUCAGACUCGUUCUGAGAGUUGGAUCAUCAAAUUGAUCAGGUCAACAAGGUGUCGUGUGUACAUAUUUUUGUAGAGGGGUUAGCCUGUAGGUAGGUGCUGCUUCGUGCAUGGAAUGGACUUGUUUCGCAUAUAAUGUAGAGUUGCAUGGCGUGUAAGGGUACUGGAGUUCAUCUCUCAUCUCCCGGUAAAAAUCGGUAAGCCCAGCAGUAGUUGGUAGCUGUAGGACCUUGGCUUGUGUACUUCGGCUCUGUGAGCCGGGAGAAAAAUGUUUCCUGCUCACCGGGAGCUGUGAAGACUCUGUUACAGAGUAGCUCUAUGAAAUGUUCGCAUCAGCUGUGGAAUGAACUGAACUAGCGC
This is a messenger RNA of Phragmites australis (common reed), 1609 nucleotides long. Its product is annotated as transcription factor Y1-like. Bases 269 to 1267 code for a protein of 332 amino acids. The record is from RefSeq and is a predicted model, not a curated record. Lineage: Eukaryota; Viridiplantae; Streptophyta; Magnoliopsida; Poales; Poaceae. The transcript is spliced from 3 exons.